AUGCCCACAGGUAUGCGUCCCAACAAGCCUGGAAAAGCGGCACCUGUCACUCCCAUCAGAAGAGUUACCAAAAUCGAUGCCGGAGUUGCUUCCUUUGGGAAAUUGGCUGAGACAGGAAAGACCAUGUCAGAGGCAUCCAAAGUACUAACUGAUGCUCAUGAUGUACUUACCGACCGCACCUCUUCUCGGGUACAAAAGAGGAAAGCAACCGAGGAACUCACAGCAGUCAGUCAGUACUUGAAGCAGUCAUCAUCCGAUAUUGACCAGAAUUUGAAGAAACUUGCUCCAUUUCCUGGCUUUGAUAAUCGAGCAUUAGCUAUUAUUGCUAAAGUCAACAAGGAAAAUAGUCCAACAGAUCUACAAAUACCAUCCACUCCGAUUGAGAAAGUUAAAGCAAUGGUUCAUGAUUAUUCCAGCCAAACCGCCAAGAAGAAAUCAGCUCCAUCCGCAACAGCAGCAAUCAAUUCUACUGCCACUCAAGCCAAUGCCAUUAUUCCACCACCCAUCAAUGGAUCAAUGUAUGAUCGACGUGAAAUUAUAGUAUUGAUCACUUCCUUCAAGAAGAAUAGUAAGGCCCGCGGCAAGCUGAUUCGAGAGAUUUUGGAACAGAAGCUUGUGCCGCUUGGACGGUCUGGUCUUUUCCGAGUGAUAAAGCAAUUUGAGGAUCAUGUGGAAGAUGGUGGCACCAUCGAUACAUUUUCCAAUGACCCAUGGUAUGUCAAGAAGGGCAAUCAGCCUUUCAUAUCAGCUCAAUCUGUUCAAGAGAUUGUUGGUGAAAUAGCAGCCCACCCAAGGAGAUCCUUUUCUCAGAAACAAAUCACAAAUAUGAUGAAGGAAAAGAAGAGAGAAGAGCUUGGAAGACAAGGUUUGGUUGUCCUGCGAGAAUCUGCUAUUGAACCUCGCAACAACACUAUGAGACGAUAUUCCCGUGCCAUAGGCGGAAUGAAUCAGUCAAGCUGCGUCAAAAAGGUUGUUUACAAAACUGAAACUCGUGUUACUGCAGAGGGAUCCAAACGAUCAACCGGGGCCUUUGCUGCUACAUGUGUUUUCUCCCAGUUCCUUGUUACGGAGACACUGUGUCCUUCUGUUGCAAAAUAUCUCCGUAAUGAAGCUACUGAAUCGGAACGCUUUGCCUACGACGUUGUCAGCAAUUGCCUCGACGGUGCACCACUCAAACCCGUCAGAGCUUCCUUGCUGAUCUCAAUGGAUGACACUGGCGAAUAUGCAGUGGAGGGUUUGAACAAGGAUGCAGCUAGUGAAGUUUUUAUCACUUCUGUUGGAACGCAUGAUGCCAAUACUGGAGUUAAAUCUGUAUUCACUACCAGCCCAGCUCCAGCAGUUGCGAAUGGGAUUCGUGUGAAGAUGACCAAUUUGAUGACUGCUGCUGGAACCACUGGACCUGUUUGGAUGUCAGUAACAGGUUUGAAUGAGAGAGAGCUUCCUAAGAGUGAAAACCCAGCUGGGAUAUUGGUUUUGUCAAUUGCGGGUUUAUGUGUGGGAGGCGGUGGCGUUACAGUCGGGCGUGAGAAUUCUGGUUUUGUUGUUUUCGUGCGCAAUGACGGUGACAAGGAAACUGACAAAGUCAGAUACCGCCACUUCAUCGAUGAUUGUUUAUUGCCAUGGAUAGAUGAGAUUCGUGUUGAGGAGGGUUGGAAACGGGGCACUCCCAUUCCAGAUGAUCUAACUGCUGUGGCAUGGUGCGACGGAGACAUCGCUCAGCUGGCAACCAUUGCUGACGAGUCGACUCUUUCCAAAUACAGGGACAGGAAAGUGCACCCGUACAAACAAUCGGCGGCACGAUCGGCAGCGGAACAGGCUGCUGAUUUGAGCCCGAAGUUCAAGUUGGAAAAGGCUGUUGGUAAGGCAACAACCAGCAAAAAUAUUCCGGCGGCUGCUCAUCGUUUCAAAAGCCGGAUUUGCAAUACAUUUGAACAGGCUCGUUUGGAAAAUGGGCUGAGACUCCCUGAUCGCAAAGUGAAAGCUUUGAUCGAUUACAUCAGCAAACAUCCAGGUGUAUUGGCGAAAGUUGUUACAACCCACAUUAUUGCCGCUGGAUUCAGUGAAAAUGGAAUGGUCUCUAAGCCAUUUGGCGCUGAUGGACUUGCCUAUCCUGACUUUGAUGGAUUGCUUGGAACUUGUAGCAAGACGAUGAAAAGUGAUGACAUUGAUUUCAUGAAGAGUCAUUUUCCACGGUUAGUGACAGAGGUGAUAGAUCAUGGUCAUGUAGGAGAAACUGUGUUUGAUGAAUUAGAUUUUCCCAUGGAUCUUGACUCUCUUGGACAGGAGAUUCCCAAACAUCAAGGAAUCAGCCAAGAAUUCCGUCAAAGGGCAAAAUGCCUAGAUCAUGACCAUCAAGUUCAGCUGAGAGCCGCCAAGAUUCUACAAGCCAACGCAAAGCAGGACAACUUGUAUCAGAAAGAGUGCAAACGAUACACAGAUCUUGUUGAUACCAAUGAAGCCUGUGAAAAGAAGCUGAAUGAAGCAUUGCAAUUGGCCAAGCUGAAUAUGCCCCAUGCUACAUUGGCACUUUUUGAUGGGCCAACUAAGGCAGAGCUUCAGGCAUUUGUUCAUGUUCGAUCAUUUCCUACAGUGAACAAAACCAAAGAUUGGCCCAGUGAAUUGGCAGCUGGUUGGCCACCAAAGAAAGGAAAAUCUACUGAUCCCAUUGUGCCAGAAUCUGACAAGUGUCUUGUGCUAUUAGCUUACGAAUGCAGAACCAAACCAAUUAUCAUUGAGAAACCAAAAGAGAAAUCUAUUAUUGUCUCGAAACCAAUGUCAGCGCGUCAUCUUGGAGCCAUCAUCGUUACUUCAACACAGUCUAGAUUCAUUGCAAAUAGCUACAUAUUGGCUUCUACCUUGAUGGAAACUGAGGCAUGGAUGAAUAUGGCAAGUGAGCUCUUUGGUUUGAAUAUGAACAACAUUACAAUCAACCAAGCUCUGCUUGCCAAAGCUGAUUUCUUACAGUCAAGGUUGGUUCCCAGAUUGGAAUGGCUAGUGGAUGGAAGUCAGCGGGUCAAAGAUCACAACAAGAACAACUGGUGCUGGAAUUUCCAAGCAAAGAGGCUUGGCCAUGUUUCUGCUCUCUUUGCGGUGGCAGAUAUAAUUGUGCAGGAUUUGGGAUGUCUCGAUAUGACCGACAAUCUAUUGGCGGAUCCAUCCAAAUUUAGGCUUGUGACAAUUCAUAUGCGAGUCGAUGGUGCGUAUUUCUACUGGGACAAAAAUCGGAGGCAAUGGGUUCGUGCUGGAAUGGUGGCAAGCUCCUCGGUCAGCCCUGGUCGGUACAUGUACCAAAGAGAUGUGGAGCAUAAGAACGGUGCCAAGCUAACCACUACAGAGGCCAGAAAAUCCGAAUUUUAUUCGAGUUAUCCUCUUCUAGGAGAUGCAGAUCCUUUAUCAUUUGGUGGUGGAAGGCAGGGAUUCUUUGAAAACUUGGAACAAUAUGUUGGAUUGGGUGUGACUCUACCGGCAGCAGGUCCAAGCUUUGGAGCCAAACUUGACGAACAGACCGCACAAUUGGUAAGGCUGUUCGAUGUCACUCAAGCAGAAUCGGAAAAGAUCAAAACGAUGAACAGCAAGCUCACACAUGUCGAGAACAAAAGACGAGCCAUCCAUUACAUGCUGGAGUGUGCUUGUGGUUUGCUGCUUGCUCCCAGCUGCAAUAUCUCAAGCAACCCUGGCUGGGAGCAGGCAUUGAAACAAUACAAUUAG
This is a messenger RNA of Seminavis robusta, 3708 nucleotides long. The record is from the annotation of a GenBank genome assembly. Lineage: Eukaryota; Bacillariophyta; Bacillariophyceae; Naviculales; Naviculaceae.